Molecule: messenger RNA, 323 nt
Organism: Saprolegnia parasitica CBS 223.65
Lineage: Eukaryota; Oomycota; Saprolegniomycetes; Saprolegniales; Saprolegniaceae
Exons: 1
Source: RefSeq, a predicted model, not a curated record
AUGCCGCACGCUCUGCGCUCGCCGGACCUGGUCCUCACCAUCGUGGCCUACCAGGAUGGCUACAACCAACAUACGAUGGCGCUCGUGCGCGCCUUGCGCGGCGUCUCUUUGCAGCAGACGCAGGGCCUGCCCAGGAUCCUCGGUCCCUUCCACGUGCGCUUUGCCGUCUGGCACCUGCGCUUUGGUGUGCGUGGCCUCGACCAACUCGUCGCCGCCGGCUACCAGGAGCACCUCCUCUACUACGCGCUCACGUACAGCAAUACGGCGCUCUUGGUGCACCUCGGCCGUCGGCUCUCGGACGCGCACUGGGCGGUGGCCGCGAC